Molecule: messenger RNA, 756 nt
Organism: Peronospora farinosa
Lineage: Eukaryota; Oomycota; Peronosporomycetes; Peronosporales; Peronosporaceae
Source: the annotation of a GenBank genome assembly
AUGAUAGAAUUACCUACAAGUAUCGAUUGGAAACUUGCAGUUCCCAUUGGUGUCUGCACAGCUCUGGACAUUAUGCUGUCCAAUAUGUCGCUGUUCUACAUUACAGUAACGUUUUAUACGAUCGUCAAGUCGGGAGGAAAUGUCUGGAACUUGCUCUUUUCCAUUUCUCUCGGACAUCAACGUCCGUCGUGGCCGUUGGUUGCAGUCAUUGUGCUGAUUUCGAGUGGCAUUGGACUAGCCAGUUAUGGCUCCGCUCAUUUUGUUCUCCAUGGCUUUGUGUUAGUGCUAGCAGCGUCAGUUAUUGGGACAUUGCGAUGGGUUCUGACCCAGUCGCUGUUGCAAUCAAUGGAAGACAAUUAUGGAGCCCCGAGGAACAAAGUACUUGCCGUGGUGUAUUACGUGUCACCGGCGAGUGCACUUGGUCUGCUCCCAAUCGCGCUGUUCACAGAAGCGAGUGAUUACACGUCGUCACGCUUUCUGUUGGACUUGCAGCUGCUCAUGAUGUCGCUGUUUUUCAUCUUCAUUAGUGGCUGUCUGGCUUUCGUGCUAAUUUUCAUCGAGAUUUCGCUGGUCAAGAAAACGUCGGCGUUGUCGUUAGGCAUCGCUGGUAGCUUUAAGGACGUCACCCAAGUGCUGCUCGCAGUCUUCAUUUUUGGUGACGAGCUCAUCGCGAUCAAUGUCUUUGGCCUCGUUGUUGCCACGUGCGGUGUGCUUUUUUACACCUUUACCCACUCGAAGCAGAGUUCGGACGUAUAG